CUUCCGGCGGUUUCCUCCCAGCUUCUGCGCGGGGAGCACGGGAGCGUGGGAGUCUGGCGCCGGCCUCCGCCUCCUUUGUCGCGUCUCGGCUGGGCGUGGCUUCGUGCGGCUGGCCGGGUCGGGCGAGCCUGUCAGUGCUCCGGGGCUGCCGAGGGGUCCCCUGCAGGGCUGUUUGGGAGGAAGAUGCCGUCGCCUCAGAUUCUCAAAGGAGCUUGAGGGUUUCGAGGAACCUGAGGGGGGCGUGGAAAGGCCUGGCAGCCGAAUCGGAGAGUCUAGGGACUAGUCUCUCCCUCGAAGUGUCGUCCCAUCGCGGGGACUUGAAGGAGGACCCCUUCGCUUCCCCACAUGGCGUCCGCGCUCAACACAUCAGAUGACCAGGUGAAUUCUGCCGCUGUUUCCCUACGGGUGCCCUGACCUCCUCGCCACAGGGUUGGACGCGCAGGUCCUGGCUCGUGUGUGCCGCCUCAGGGACCACAGCUGUUUGAAGAUCUGGAUGUGUAUUUUUCUCAAGAGGAAUGUGUGAGUCUGCCUCCUGCCCAGAAGGCCAACAGCAGAGAAGCCCCACUGGAAUGUUUUGAGGAUUUGGACUUGAUAGAUUGACCUGGAACCUUGCAGUCCGCCCACACGGAUAGACUUGAUUUGGGGAAGCCAGGAGAGCCUGCUGGCUCUGAUUUUGUGUAUUAUUAGUGUCUGGGAGGGGAAGACAAGACUGAAACCAGUCAGCAGUUAAGCCUAGAGUCUAUGGAACUUGAAGAGCUGUCCCUAGACACGCACUCCACUGCAGCACCCCUUGUGCAUUCCUCGGAAAAAUCUGAGGAUGAUGUUGGAACACAUGAAAGGAAAAUGUCAGGCGGAACUUUGACUUGCAAGACCAAGGUUAUAAGCCUCUUGGUCACCAUUGAAAACCAAACCCCAUUAGUAGAAUUAUCUCAAUGUUUAGGAGUCAGAACACUUUCGGAUAUUAUUGAUGUUCCCUGGGAAGAAGCCAAAAAUGUGUACAAGUGUCCCGACUGUGACCAAAGCUUCAGUGAUAAUACAUACCUUGUUCUGCAUCAGAAAAUUCAUUCACGAGAGAAAAGGUAUAAAUGUAGUACCUGUGAGAAGACCUUCAGUCACAGAACUAACCUGAGGACACAUAAGAGAAUCCACACUGGGGAGAAGCCUUACAAGUGUACCAAGUGUGCUGCCAGCUUCCGGCAGCAGUCACACCUGUCCCGACACAUGAAUAGCCAUAUAAAGGAGAAACCAUAUACAUGUAAUGUAUGUGGGGAAGGCUUUAUGUGGCUCCCAGGAUUGGCAGAACAUCAGAAGAGUCAUGCUGAUAAAAAGUCUUAUGAAUGUGCUGACCGUGAUCAACAUUGUCAGGAAACAAAUCUGGCUUUGCCUGAAAAAACAGGCUCAUCAGACACCCCAGACACCCCAUUCCAGCACACUCAGUGUGUGAAGAGCUUGGAGCAGCCCUCAUACCCUGCUCUCCCUGAGAAGGACCAUAAGGAGGACUCUAAGAACUGCAGUAUUGACGAUGAAGACUUUUUUUCAUUCUCCAGAUUCAAACCUUUACAAUGUCUUGAUUGUGACAUGACCUUUCCUUGUUUCUCGGAGCUUGUUUCUCAUCAAACCAUUCAUGACAUGGAAAAACCUCAUAAGUGUAAAACAUGUGCAAAAACUUUUGCUUUAGAUUCAGAACUUGCAUCCCAUGAGAAGAACCACAUAAAGGAAGAACCUUUUAAAUGUACGGUGUGUGGGAAGAGCUUUAGAGUGAAUAUGCAUCUCAUCACUCAUAAACGAACCCAUAGGAGAAACACCAAGUAAAUACAAGCUUUUGCUACUGUGUGGGCUUUUCAGUAUCUUUAUGAUGGGAAACACUUUAUGUGUGGGGCACUAUGCUAAGCAAGCACUUUACACACAUUCCAUGGAAUAUAGGCAGUAUUAUUUAUUAUAUCUGAUUUAGAACUGAGGAGACAUAGUUACACAGAUGGCAUGUGAAGCCAGGAUUUAAACUCAGUUACUGAUCAAAUUCCAUUUAUAUGAGCCAGAGAAACAUAAAACUUGUAAAAUUCAGUUUUUGACUGCUGGGUGUGGUGGCUCAUGCCUUUAAUUCCAGCACUUAGGCAGCAGAAACAGGAGGAUCUCUGUUAGGUAGAGGCCAGCCUGGUCUACAUAGUGAGUUCCAGGACAGCCAAAGCUACAUAGUGGGACUCUGUCUCAAAAAACAAAAAACAAAAUAAUUCAGUUUUUGUUAAAAUGAAGUUAAUGCUACAAUUUUUUUUUAAAUUUGGUUUCUAAGAAUAUUAGGAAGAGGAAAUUUUAUUUAUUUUUUUGCCAGUUCUGUAUAUGUAGUAUCUAGGAAAGUGAAAUGUUUUUAUAUUUGUUUUUUAUACUUUUCUUGUUAAAACUAUUUCAGUGUAAUGUUUAUGUGGAAUAUUUUAUUUUAAAUGUGAAUUUCUAGUUUAGGAUUCCAUAUAAAGUUACCAAAUGGGCCAACUUUGUUUUUUUUUAAGUGUGUGUGGGUUCUUGCUAUGUAGCCCAGGCUGGCCUAAAAAUCAUUAUUUUCCUGUUUACAUCUCCCAAGUGCUAGGAUUACUGGUAUGUGCCACUAUAUCCAGCUAGUUAACAACUGGAUAACAGUAUUUAUGGAUUUCCCAUUUUCAGACCUGAUGGCAGGGGCAGGUCCUGACAUUCUCUAGCAGUUAGACUUUGGAGGGGUGUACUUGUUCUUCCCUAAGGGGAUUUGCCUCUAGAUCUCCACUGAAGCACACUCCUGGCUGGUUAUAAAUAGUUAGAACUACUUUUUAGAGAGCAUGCUAAAUAGUGUGGGUAUAUUAUUUUGUAUAACCUUCAAAAAAAAUCUGAGAGAAAGGAUUAUCCAUGUUUUAUAAAUAAACUGAAGCUUUCAGAGGGUAAAGUCAAUAAUUAAGCACACAAAACAUCACACUGUGAUGAGGUUGAUAUCUAAAUUCAAGGGUUCUGUAAUUCCUGAGGUCAUGCAUUUUGUGACACUCCACUAUCUGUUGGUAUUUGUGCCACAAGUUUAGGAGACAAUGACACUGGACAGGGAGGGGAAUGACAGUCAUCAUGGAGGCUGCCCCUGGACUUACUACCUGAAGCCCAAUAUGUCCUUAUUUUUAUCCACAGCUUGAUUUCAUUACUCUUAAAAAAGCAAACAGAAGGCCGGGCGGUGGUGGCUCACACCUUUAAUCCCAGCACUCGGGAGGCAGAGCCAGGCGGAUCUCUGUGAGUUCGAGGCCAGCCUGGGCUACCAAGUGAGUUCCAGGAAAGGCGCAAAGCUACACAGAGAAACCCUGUCUCGAAAAACCAAAAAAAAAAAAGCAAACAGAAGACUCUCUAUGGCUUCAUGCUUGAAUUUCUUGUCACUAUAUCAAAUCAGAGAUUUUUUUUUUUCCAUUUUGAGACAGGGUUUUACUGUGUUGCUCUGGCUGUCCUGGAACUCACACUGUAGACCAGGCUGGCCUCAAACUCAGAGAUCUGCCUCUGCCUCCUGAGUGCUGGAAUUAAAGAUGUAUGCAACCACAAACUGGCUAGAGAUUUUUUUUUAUUAAAUUAUAACAUUUCCUGUCCAUCUCCAAAGAAAAAAUACAUAUAGGAUUAUUGAGUUUUGAACCAAAAUAAUUGAUAACAAAUAUGCCUUUAGGUACUGGUAUUACAGAUAAAUAUUAGAACAAAAUAUUGUCAUUGUUCUACACUAUAUGACAACCAAAGAAUGUUGUAAGUAUACAUUCUUACAGAACUACACUUUACAACAAAAGUGAUUAUAUACCUAUCAGUAAAACUAUCUAUAUGGUCUUUUGGCUAGUAUGCAAGUAUGAUUUCAUUUUGUCUAAAUGGACUGUAAAAAUAUAAUAUUUACUAAAAUGGAAUUACUGCUAGGAAAUUUCAUGCACAAAAUAUAAAGCCCUCUUGAGGGUCAGUGGCUAAAAUGUACCUUCUACAGAAGAGCAGGUUGAGAAUUUUAUGUACAAAAAAAUGCCAGCCAGGAUGAUCACUGUUGCUGAGUGAGAAAAACUUAAGUCAACAGCUUUGCCUCAUCUGUUGUCCCUUUCCUGGAGUGUACCAUUUCAACUUAUCCACAGUUGAGACUCUGUGACCUGUAUGUCAAGGUUAGACUUGGCUGUUUCUCCACAUUUAGGCUAUAAAGCAUCAUUGUGUCAGGAUUUGGGGCCUCACAUUUAAAAUGGCCUUCUGGUCUCUUCAGCCCUUGGUCAAAGAUGCUUUGAAUUGUACAGAAAGGUAGUGUCAGGUCUUUAGCUAACUCUAGAAUAUAACGGUGGUUGAUAACAGCAACAAGAGCAUUAGUUUCCUACUCUUUUGCUUCUCAGAGGGGGAACUGGUAUGCCCUCAUCGGCUCUCGUAUUUGAGUGAAGACUGAAGAGUUACAGGAUGGGGAAUGGAAUUGGGGAAAAAAAGGCCCUUACUAAUAGGGUUGGUACAGAAAGGUAUUGGAAGGUACCUGGACAAAAUGUGGCUAGUAUAACAACUGGAAGUUGUCACACACACACCCUUUUUUUUUUUCCUUCUAAGAACAUACAAAAGGUGAAUUUUAUGCUGUACAUCUUAACAUGGAAACCCACACUUCUAGUUGGAGCUCUAUUCACAAUUUAUCUCUCAGUAUUUGUAGUUUUCUGCAUUCUCCAGAUUUUGAAAGAUUACCCACAAAAGAUUAGAAAAAAGGCAUUUUUACAAAAAUCAUUACUAUAUGUGAGAGUAAUUAAAUGGCCUGUGGUGAAAUAUUACUGGUGACUGGUUUGCAGAAAAAAGGAAAAAACCGAAUGUUAGUUACUGUGAAAUAGUCAUAUUUUUAGUUAUUUCUUUAUUGUGUACUUGUUCCUAAAAACAGCAGUAGUAUGUUAUUCUCAAGCUGCUCUGCCCCUAAGGAGUUGAAGGAAGAACUGUGUCUACCAGUGAUAUUUGGGCUAUUUUUAUGAUAAUGGCCUUUUCAUCCUCCUAAUUGUAUUGCCAACUGGAGUAGAUUCCAAAAGAUUGGUUGCUCUUAACCCAGGAUAUUAGCAAGUCAUGUCAGGUGCUAAUAACAAUUCUUGGAUACAGUUAAUAAAGGGAUAAGAAAAUGGAAUGUAAGAGUCUUGCUAUGAAUGCUUAGCUAACUACAUAUUGUAGGAGGGAUGUUGACUCUAUGAAGUGUGGAAACUUGGUACUGAAAACAUGAACUCAAACUUCACGGGUUUUGUUGAUGCUACGAUGAAAAUGGGACUAAAACAGUUCUUUAACAUAACUGGGGGGAUACCAGGUUCUGUUAAACCGUCAUCAUUGAUGACAGCAGCAUCUCCCAGUGGAAUUUAGAUACUAGUGUUUGCACUUUGUAUUUAGGUGAUGUUAGAUUUUGUUGUUGAAGGAGUUGAACUCAAAAUAUUUUGUCUAGAAUUGUGCUGCUACAAAUACCAAUCUGUUCAUAUGACCCUGUAACCCUGAAGACAGCUGGCCCAGUAACCCAGGCAGUUAAAUAGCAUUUUUGUCUUUGAUGCCUAAAGUUCCAUAAAAUUAAGCAGUAGUGUUCUGGUGACUGUAAUGUAAGAUGCCAAACAAUCUGAAAAGAUAGAUUUUGCUUUAAAUAAUCUCUAAUUUACUGUAUAUGUAUUCAAAGGGAGGUGUAGGUUAUAUAGCUUCUUUAAAAAAGAACCUAUUUUGAAUGUUGCAGGGAUCUCAUUAGGAAACUGCUUUUACUUUGACUAUUUGUUUAAAAGGUAAAUUAUGUUUAAGUGUGUAUAUUUAACUGUUUUAGUCUUGUAUAUUACGAGAACUAUUUAUGUGAUAUAAAAAUAACUAUUACCGAUCUUUCCAAGGCUAACUAACAACAGGUGUUUUGUCUCUUUGAAUUGAGAUCCUUGUCUGCAAGAACUGUCUAGGGAGAAAGGGAGUACAACAUAUUCAUUUAUAUAAACUUAUGAAUAUUCUAUGUCUAGUAUUUUGAUGCCUAGUUAAUAGGUUUUCUGUGUGCACUUCUGUUUAACAUUUCAGCUUACUGUUUUUGAUGAAUUCUCGUCUUAGCUCUAGAUUGAAGUUUCUCAAUUGUGAUUGUGCGUAUCUGAUGUGCAAUUUAUCCAAUAAAUGUUAUUUUUAUGAUGAUGGCAA
Peromyscus californicus insignis is the source of this 6105-nucleotide messenger RNA. It is a transcript of the gene Znf597, whose product is annotated as zinc finger protein 597. Gene Ontology annotation, biological process: regulation of DNA-templated transcription. The record is from RefSeq and is a predicted model, not a curated record. Lineage: Eukaryota; Metazoa; Chordata; Mammalia; Rodentia; Cricetidae. The transcript has 4 exons. Bases 742 to 1812 code for a protein of 356 amino acids.